Molecule: messenger RNA, 906 nt
Organism: Diatraea saccharalis (sugarcane borer)
Lineage: Eukaryota; Metazoa; Arthropoda; Insecta; Lepidoptera; Crambidae
Source: the annotation of a GenBank genome assembly
GCAAAUACAUGUCUAGAGAAAGACGAUUUUUAUGAAUUCGCUAAACCUUGGUUGGGUGAAGGACUCGUCACUGGCAAGGGUAAGAACAACAGAAAUAAUAGAGCAUUUCUCGCACCACCCACUGUGUGUGCCUUUGUCUUCUUAGUAACUGCAUUGGGAGUAGACUUUGGUGAUCAUACUCUCUUAAACAGUAAGUAUGUGCAAGCGACCGAAGAGAUUUUAUAUACAAUGGUGGACCGCUUCCAGAAGUUCUGGCUUCACAGUUCUAGUACUUUCAAAUGGAGUGAGGUUAAAAGGACUCAAGACAGAUGCCUCAAGAUCUUACACAAUAUGUCUAAUACGGUAAUUUUACGAAUUAAGUUUAAACCUUUUAUGGAUUUGCUACUAGAAUUAUCAAUCGAAAAAGGUGUCUUUAACGACAGAGAGAUCAGGGAACAUGUCGACACUAUGAUAGUAGGAGGCCAUGACACCUCUGCUAAUGUAUUAAUGUUCACUUUAUUGUUGCUGGGAUCACAUCCAGAGGCCCAAGAGAAGGCUUUCCGGAGGAUUGAAGAAGUGUUUGGAGGAUCAGACAGGGACGUCGAGAAACAAGAUAUAUCUAAACUGGUCUAUCUAGAGGCUGUAUUGAAGGAGAGUAUACGAAUGUACACCAUAGUGCCAGUGCUGGCAAGGAAACUGGACAGAAAUGUGUCGCUGAGUAAGAUUAUUUUUUCAGAAAAAUAUACAUUAGCCGCUGGCAGAACCUGCUUCAUGUUUUUGUUUGGUAUCCACAAGCAUCCUAUGUGGGGUCCGGACGCUGAUCAGUUCAAUCCGGACAGAUGGCUGAGCCCGGACACAUUACCGGACAACCAGAACUGUUUUGUAGGCUUCAGUUUGGGCAGGCGAAUGUGUAUAGGUAAGCAUUAA